AUGGGCGGGCACUCCAAGAAACAGGGGAAGGGCGGUGGCGGUGGCGGCGGCAGUGGCAGUGGCCGCAACCGCCCACCUGAGCAGCGCAAGAAGUUGACAAAGGACCCCGGUGUGCCGAACCUCAAGAAGGCCGCCCAGAACUUAACGCGGACGGCGCAGAAUCGCAACCGCAGCGUCUUGAGCAUUCCCGCUCUGCGCGGGACGUCUAACCUCCCUUCCAUAGUCUCAAAAUCCCUCGGUGCUUCUGACGAGCCACACCAAAACGAAGAGGAGCGGCUCGCAGCGGAGCGGCGUGCCAUGAUGACACUCGCCAUCCAGUGCGCGGAGAAGGCUCACCACUACGAGGCGCCGCAGCAGUGGAUGGAAGAAGCAGACGAUAUGGAUCGCCUGCACGAGGAUGUGGACCGGCGUGGCAUGGACAAGUCACUGCGUCGCUUUUAUAAGGAGUUUCAGAAGGUCGUGGAGAACAGCGACGUGCUUCUGCAGGUCGUGGACGCACGCGACCCACUCGGAUGCCGGCUCACACAGCUGGAGCGUGCCAUCCGCUCCCAGUACGGCGACGACCGGAAGAAAAUGGUGGUGGUGCUCAACAAAGUGGACUUACUCCCGUCAAAGGAGGUGAUUGACUCGUGGGUGCACUUCUUUGAGGCCCACGAAGGUGUUGCGUGCAUUCCGUUUGCAGCCACAGCCAAAGGGGCAAUGGGCCACGGCUACAUCGCAAACAUGUUCCGUCGUCUUCGCGCACUUGCGCUGAACGAAGAAACAGGCGCACGCAAGGCCAUCGUGGUGGGGGUCAUUGGUUAUCCAAAUGUUGGUAAAAGCUCCGUAAUCAACGCCCUCAAACGUAAACACGUUGUUGGCGUAGGUAACAUGCCAGGCUUCACGACGGGAAAUACAGAGGUGGAGUUGCGCUCUGACAUCCGCGUGAUGGACUGCCCCGGCGUCGUGUCGCCUGGCGAGGACAACGGCGACGUGGUGCUGCGCAACGCCGUGAAGGUUAGCGACCUGGCGAAUCCCUUUACCCCAGUGCAGCGACUUCUGCAGCGAUGCACGCAGCUCGACACGGACGACGCAGUCGGAAAGCAACUUCUGGCGGCUGGGGUCCACCCCCUGGCGCUCUUCUACAACAUUGGCUCCUUUGACCCCAACGACACCUUGGCCUUCAUCCGCCUUGUGGGACAGCGGCGGGGCCGACUACGCCACGGUGGCACCGUCGACGAGGAGGGCACUGCCCGCAUGAUUCUGCAGGACUGGAACGACGGCCGCAUUGCAUACUACACGCUGCCACCCACUUCAGACCUGUUUGACCGUGGGGUGCUGACAACAACGGCGGAAGAGGAUGCGACAGCUGACGCUGACGGAGUGUAUGGGGGCCCGCGGGUGGUGGCGUCUCUCGCGGCGGGGCUGCAGUGGGACGCGCUGCCGACGUUUCACCUGUCGUGGGGCGGGGUAGAGGGGAAGGGGCGGCGGCGCGGCUUCCACGGUGGCGAGGACAGUGACGUGGAGCUGUAG
Trypanosoma grayi is the source of this 1512-nucleotide messenger RNA. Its product is annotated as GTPase protein. Bases 1 to 1512 code for a protein of 503 amino acids. Gene Ontology annotation, cellular component: nucleolus. The record is from RefSeq and is a predicted model, not a curated record. Gene Ontology annotation, molecular function: GTP binding. NCBI's taxonomy places the organism in Eukaryota, Euglenozoa, Kinetoplastea, Trypanosomatida, Trypanosomatidae. The transcript has a single exon.